Messenger RNA from Ipomoea triloba (trilobed morning glory), 4830 nucleotides. Its product is annotated as protein STICHEL-like 3. Lineage: Eukaryota; Viridiplantae; Streptophyta; Magnoliopsida; Solanales; Convolvulaceae. Bases 942 to 4556 code for a protein of 1204 amino acids. The record is from RefSeq and is a predicted model, not a curated record. Gene Ontology annotation, cellular component: nucleus; DNA replication factor C complex; DNA polymerase III complex. Gene Ontology annotation, biological process: DNA-templated DNA replication; DNA repair. The transcript has 7 exons. Gene Ontology annotation, molecular function: DNA-directed DNA polymerase activity; DNA binding; ATP binding.
CACCAUAUUCUCCAUAGUCCCAUCCUUAUUCCUUACGCCCUCCGUCCUGCGUAGCGUUUUCCCAUUCAACGAUUUCCGUUUUUGUCUCUACACACACACACACUCACACUUUCCACUCUCCAUCUCUCUCUCUACCUCCCAUCCUCACAAUCUCACUCUCAAACACAACACUUUACACUCUACUGUGUUCUCCUCACUCUCAACUCUCAGCUAGCUCUCCCUAUCACUCCCACACACACAUAGACUUACAUAGUUGUGAGCACGCCCAUUGUUUUUAUUCAAAGAAGCUCCCGUGAAAGUGUAUAGAGGGAGAUCUGAUUUAAGUGAAAGAAAGUGAUGGCAAUAGUGGACAAGUGUGUUGCCUCUUGAUUGAGGUGAAUGUGGUGAUGUUUCAAGUCUGAACUGACAAUUCCCCUCCGGUUUCAUGCUGUUUGCAUUCACCCUUUAUGCUGCAAGGCUGUAAAGUUGUGGCCUUUGAACCAGAAAUCAAGGGUUUCAAGAAAAGAUGGUAACUUUGUCACUGCCUCUCAGUAAUUGACAGUUUCAAAGUAUGUUCUAAUUCAGAUUUUUUCCCUGGUUUUUGCAUGAGUAGCAAUGAAUUUUGAAUUUUUGGGGUUAAAGUUGGUCAAUAGUUUUCUGGGUCAUCAUUGGACAUGAGUUUGUAGUUACAAUAUAAUAUAUGCUUAAGUAGUGUAGUAAUAGUAUGUUUGGGGAUUUCCGGAAGGUGAAUCUUUGAUUACUUGGGGGUUUCUUGUUUCCUAUUGAGACGCUAUUAAUAUUUGUUUUGGUGAAUUGGAAGUUGUUUCAAGUUUCAAAUAGUGAUUUGGUUAAUGAGAAGAUCUGGGGUAGAAUUGGGUUGAUAGAAUGUUGAUUUUCUUGAUUUCUAGUAUUAAUAAUUCUAGAGAAUUUCCAAUUUUGGAUCAACUUGUGUGCUGGUGAUCAUGACCAAGGCUGUUCGUAACCGCAUACUUAAAGAUGUAAAUGGUAACAUUAAUGAUCACCUUCGGAAUCAUAUACAUUUGACAAAUUGUAUUCAUUUAAAGAAUCAUAUGCAUAAGCAGAGUCCCAUCUUGGGUGAUAGGUCUCUUAUGAGGGACCUUGCUGCCCUUCAGAGAUCGAGGUCCUUGAGGGAUCCUUCUGCAAGCCCGCCCUCGUGGCAUUCCCCUUCGGUUGUGGAAGCCCCUCCCGUAGCAGCUGAAAGGGCUGCGGAGAUGAGCACUGCUAGACAGUCUGUAGGAUUGGAGAUACCAAGGGAUGGUAGAGGGUUAUCUGAAACCUUACCACCUAUAGCUGACCUAUCGACUUCAAAAGUGGGCAGUGGUGAAGUUAAUAGGCGGAAUAUUGGUGGGACAGCAGUUGCAAGUGAGUGCAGUAACAAGAGUGGAAAUCGAGAACAGAGAAGGGUCAGGAGAGAAGAAUCAAGUGGGAGGAAUCUGGGGACUGAUCUUGUUGCUGGAGGAAAUGGGCUUCGAGAUGAGGUAAAGGAUCUCGUUCAGGAAAGUAUUCAUGGAAACUCUGAACAAAGGGAUAAAAGUAUUAAGCAGAGCAGACGGCAUGGGCCAGAUGAUCGUGUGAAGACUUUAUCUGAAAAACUGAAUGAGUUCUCUUUGGACAGUGAUGAGGUGGCUUCAUCGCAGGUUCGUGUUCACGGAAGACAUGGUCACAGCAAGAAGAUUUCAAAGAGAGGGGAAGCAUCCAUUAGCGGGCACCACAGUGGGAGGGUAAAACAACGUAAACUUAGAGGUGCAAGGAGAUCCCGUGCUUCUGUUGCUUCCAGAGAUGCAUUUGGUGAGAAUGAAAUGUCUGUGGCUUCUAAUUCUUUUGGUCAGUGUACGUCAAACCAGAGAUACCAAGUAGAACAGGGAGAUGAAGAAUAUGGCCACCAAAACGUCACUAGGGCUCCUAGGAAUGGAUGUGGCAUUCCUUGGAACUGGUCAAGAAUUCACCAUAGGGGAAAAUCUUUUCUUGAUUUGGCAGGUAGGAGUUUGUAUUGUGGGCUGUCUGAGUCAAGGUUAAAGAAAACUGGUGCUGCUCCUCAAGUGAGGGACAGUCAAAAUAUCCCUAUGAUGUCUGAAUACUCGAGUUCAUCUUGUAAAUCUGCAGAAGCAUUGCCUUUACUACUUGAUCCUUCUGGCUCCCAAGAAAGUGCUGAAAAUGCUGCUUGGUUUCACGAUUAUUCGGGAGAAUUGGGUAUCUUUGCUGACAAUCUACUUAAGCACGAAAUUGACUCUGAUCUUGCUUCAGAAGCUAGGUUUGGUGGGCAGCGUAAUUUUCAUGGUCAUGGUAAUGUGAGGCACCGAAGUCUUACUCAAAAAUACAUGCCAAAAACCUUUAGAGAUCUGGUGGGGCAGAGUUUGGUUGUGCAAGCUCUUUCUAAUGCUGUUGCAAAGAGGAAGGUUGGAUUGCUUUAUGUGUUCUACGGGCCUAAUGGUACAGGGAAGACUUCUUGUGCACGCAUAUUUGCUAGGGCUUUAAAUUGCCAGUCUCUAGAGCAUCCCAAGCCUUGUGGAGCUUGCAAUUCUUGCAUUUCACACGAUAUGGGGAAAAGUCGAAAUAUAAGAGAAAUAGGCCCUGUCAGUAAUUUUGAUUUUGAGAAUAUUAUGGACCUUCUUGACACUAUGAUCAUUUCCCAUUUUCCAUCUCAGUAUAGAAUUUUUAUCUUUGAUGAUUGCGAUAAUUUGCCUCCUGAUUGUUGGAGUGCUAUUCUAAAGGUUAUCGAUCGGGCUCCUAGGCGAGUUCUUUUUGUCCUUGUUUGUUCAAGCCUAGAUACAUUGCCUCAUAUAAUCAUAUCGAGGUGCCAAAAGUUCUUUUUCCCAAAGUUGAAAGAUGCAGAUAUAAUCUAUACGUUGCAAUGGAUUGCUACCAAAGAAGGUCUAGAAAUUGAUAAGGAUGCAUUAAAGCUUAUUUCAACAAGAUCAGAUGGAUCGUUGAGGGAUGCUGAGAUGACUCUUGAGCAGUUGAGUUUGCUUGGGCAGAGAAUCUCUGUUUCGUUGGUACAAGAACUGGUUGGGCUUAUUUCGGAUGAGAAAUUGGUCGAUCUACUUGACCUGGCAUUAUCAGCAGACACUGUCAAUACUGUGAAAAGUCUGCGGGAGAUAAUGGAAUCCGGUGUCGAGCCCUUGGCUUUAAUGUCACAACUUGCUACUGUUAUUACUGACAUUCUUGCCGGUAUCUAUGACUUCACAAAAGAAAGACCUCGAAGGAAGUUCUUUCGCCGCCAAGCAUUAUCUAAAGAUGAUAUGGAAAAAUUGCGUCAGGCUCUGAAAACGUUAUCCGAGGCCGAAAAGCAGCUGAGAGUGUCGAACGACAGACUAACCUGGCUUACUGCAGCAUUACUGCAACUCGCACCAGAUCAGCAGUAUCUGUUACCCAGUUCCUCUGCAGACACUAGUUUUAAUCAAAGCCCCCUAGGCUUAAACUAUGGAGGUGGAAGAGAGAUACCCGGGACAAGCAAUGUCGGGCAUACUAAGAUGUCUCAAAGAGAAAGAGGAUUAAAAGUUCAAGCUGAAAGUUCUAAGAAGAGAGGUAUCGUUGAUAGAAAUGGACAUGCUGGAGCUGGAGUUAUUCCUCAAAAGUCUAACAGCAUUUCUAGUGAUCGAAAUAGAGUAAGUAGUGGACAAGGGCCCGGUAAAUUUCAAAAUGAAAUUGAAGAUAUUUGGUUGAAUGUGCUCAAAAGGAUUCAGAUAACUAGCUUAAAGGAGUUCCUGUAUCGGGAAGGAAACCUGACCUCCGUUAGAUUUGGUGCAGCUCCAACAGUGCAUUUAGUUUUCAGUUCACACGUAACGAAGUCCAAGGCAGAGAAAUUUAGGGUACAUAUUUUACAAGCGUUUGAAUCUGUUAUUGGAUCCCCCGUGACAAUCGAAAUCAGAUGUGAAUCAAGGAAAGAUUCAAGAGCAGGAUCGAUCAUCUUUCCCGCAUCUCACGAUGGUUUAUCCUCCGGUCUUGGCAAUGAUGAUGUCAAUAGAAGGCCUCGAAAAGAACGAGAAGGUGCUUCGACAGAGAUUGACACUACUAGAAUCGGUAAAAGCGAGAUCGUGGAAUUAGAAACUUCUCCGAAAGAGGUCAAACACGAGAGGCAUAUUCACGAGACACAACCUGAUAGGCGGAGUUUUGGAAAUGAUUAUAUUGGAGAAGCAUCCUCAACCGCUAAGAAUUCUAACGUACCAUCUGUAUCGGAUGUAAGGAAAUUGGGGAACGGAAACCCGAACCUGAGCCUGAUGAGACGCAAGGUAUCUCUUGCUCAUGUACUUCAACGGGCAGAAGGAUGCGCCCAGCAGAGUGGAUGGUCACAACGCAAGGCUGUUUCUAUUGCCGAAAAGCUCGAACAAGAGAAUCUGAGACUGGAACCAAGAUCUAGAAGCUUGCUUUGCUGGAAGACUACAAGAGUAUCACGUCGAAAGCUUUCGCGCUUGAAAACCAGAAGUAGGAGACCGAAAGCUUUACUGAAGUUGGUCUCUUGCGGGAAGUGUCUCUCUGGUAGGUCUUCAAGUGCAAAACAGAAGAACAUUGUUGAGAGAAAAUACUCUUUGUUCAAUCCCACUUUUGGUGGACUUUAAGGUAUGCAUAGAAUUCUCUGAAUCCGCACGAAUAGUUUCUUCGAUUGUUUAUCUCAAUCCUAAAUGUUGCUUCUUUUAGUUAAUUACAUCUGAACUUGAAAUAUCCUUGAUACUGGACAGCAUCUGUUUAAGUUUACCAGUUUUCUUGCUUGUGUAAUUGACAUUUCUUUAUGGGAUCAAUUUGACACUGAAUAGUAUGGUCCAAGUGAUGAUUAAUCAAGUUGCAAAAUUAUGAAAUAAAAUUGCUUUUUAAUAUGGGAUAUUGUUUGUUGUA